AAACAUUAAUUUACUCAUUACAUUAUUCUCAGCUGACUGCAAGACUUCUGGUGAUCGAGAUCUUUGUCUUUUAUCUGUUUGAUUGUUUGUUUGUUGUUCUUGCACCUUAAACGACUCCCGUUGCUGAAAAUGUAUAAAAAAAGGGUAUUCUCACAUUGGGGACUAACACUGUUCGUUUCAUUGCUUCCUGUACUGUCUUCAUCUUUUGUGCUUUUAGAUGCAAUCCAGGACUUAACUGACACCAUGUCUGCUCUAUUAAGUGAAGAUUCAGAUACAUACCAGUACACGGAUGACUAUGAUGUAGGAGAUGCUGCUGGCAUUUCUGAUGCCAUCGACUGGUUAUAUGACUAUAUAGACACUGAAGAGAGAUGUGAUCCCAAUCCCUGUCAGAACAAUGGCACCUGUGAGCAAAGUCGAGGCACAUACAGGUGUGACUGCCCUGAACCCUACACAGGGCAGAACUGCCAGAAAGUUACUAACUUUUGCAAAACUGCUAAAUGCGGGAUGGGAGAAUGCGUGAUCACUUCAACUGCACCGUAUUAUGAGUGCAAAUGUAGAUAUCCUUAUCUGCCACCCAACUGCAGAAAAGUUGCUUCAGUGUGUCACCCCAAUCCCUGUGGAAAUGGGGGAGUCUGCAUCAAGGGCAGGACGAGGUCCACAUUCACAUGCACCUGUCCACAACCCUUCAGGGGGGACUUCUGUGAAGUGGGUAAGGAUGACUGUUAUGAGGGCAAUGGAGAAACAUACAUAGGCAACGUUAGUUCUGCAGAAGAUGGGUCGCGCUGCCUGUACUGGAGCUCCUAUAAAGUUCUUAAAGAUAAUACUCCUUAUGAGAAUGUUGGUGUUGAAGGUCUUGGGUCCCACAGAUAUUGCAGAAAUCCAGAUUCUGACAUAAAACCAUGGUGUUUUAUAAAAACUAAAAGAAAUCAACUGAAAUGGAAAUAUUGUGACAUUAAACAGUGUGGAUCGUCUUUACCUGCUACUCCAGGUCCAACAGAGAUGCCUUCAACAGAAGCUUCUACUGUUGCACCUGGGAUGUUUGCUACCUGCGGGAUUCCCAAACCUAGGACCAUUGCAGCAAGAAUCUAUGGUGGAAGUAAAGCCAUUCCAGGGGCACACCCCUGGCAGGCAUCUCUUCAAAUCAAAAGUGAAGAUGAAGACCAGCCACCAAGUCAUUUCUGCGGGGGAACCUUAAUAAAGGCAUGCUGGAUUUUAACUGCAGCCCACUGCACAGAAGGAAAAGCUGCAUCCGAAAUUAAAGUUGUACUGGGGGGUCAAGAUAUAGAAAAACAGGAGCGUUAUGAACAGUCCUUCGAUGUAGAGGAUGUCAUCGAUCACGAAAACUACAGAGAAACUGAAGAUGCCCUCUAUAACGAUAUUGCUUUGCUUAAACUGAAGCCAGUUGGUGGUCAGUGUGCCAAGGAGACGAGGUAUGUGAAGACUGCCUGCUUACCGGUCUCCUCGUUUGCUGAUGGCACAGAGUGCAGCAUUUCAGGAUGGGGAAAAACAGAAACAAGUCACAUUUCCAACAUGCUGCUGGAUUCCAAAGUGUUACUUAUCUCUCAAAAGCGCUGCAAUAAUGAGAAAUCAUACCGGAACAGAUUGGAUAAAAGCAUGUUUUGUGCUGGAAACCUAAAGGGUGGGCCCGACUCCUGCCAGGGUGAUUCGGGUGGACCUUUGACUUGUGAGAGUGAUGGAAAGCAUUUCAUCUACGGAGUUGUAAGCUGGGGAGACCAGUGUGGCCUGAAAAAUAAACCUGGAAUCUAUGCCAGAGUCACUGAAUUCGUCGACUGGAUAAACUCUAAAAUUAAUUAGCUCCUGCAUUCUGUGGUAAAUAUCUGCAUUGCAGCCACAUAAUUAACCUGUGUAGUUUGUUUAUGCCAUAAAAAGGAUAUUGAAUUAGUGUUACAAUGAUUACUGUCCCCUGUAAAUUCUGCAUCUAAAAUGUCCCCUUUGUUAUAAUACAACGUCAUUAUCUGCCUUUCUCUUUUGAUAAGUAAACUAAACGUGAAAAUAAACUGUUA
This is a messenger RNA of Polyodon spathula (Mississippi paddlefish), 2024 nucleotides long. RefSeq names its product hyaluronan binding protein 2 (gene habp2). Gene Ontology annotation, biological process: proteolysis. The transcript is spliced from 13 exons. The record is from RefSeq and is a predicted model, not a curated record. Bases 130 to 1815 code for a protein of 561 amino acids. Gene Ontology annotation, molecular function: calcium ion binding; serine-type endopeptidase activity. Lineage: Eukaryota; Metazoa; Chordata; Actinopteri; Acipenseriformes; Polyodontidae.